UGAGAAGCUUCCAUGUCCACCACAGCACCGCCGCUCUUUCCUUCUUCUAUAGCUUCUCGUACCUUCCAGAACAUUCAAUUCCCUCCCCAUAAAUUACACGGCAGCACCCAUGUCUCCUGCCAAAACACCAACCCACACGCACUCCUCGAUCGCAUCACCUGCCGCCCUCUGCCGGAUGGGGCACCCCGCGGCCGUCACGGUCAAGCAGGAGGAGGAGGACGACGACGAAGUGGUGGUGGUGGUGCUGGACGCCGACGCCGACACCGGCGGGCGAGCAGCCGCGGCGCCGGCGCCGGAGCCGUGGCAGCCGCCGGCGGCGCCUGCGGUUCCACCGUUCGUGGCGAAGACGUUCGAGCUGGUGGAGGACCCGGCGACGGGCAAGUCAGGGAAUCCCGAUUGCGUGUCGUGGGGCGCGGCGCGGAACAGCUUCGUGGUGCGGGACCCGCACGCCUUCGCGGCGGAGCUCCUGCCGCGCCGCUUCAAGCACGCCAACUUCUCCACCUUCCUCCGGCAGCUCAGCACCUACGUGCGUACUCAUGUCUGCUGUUCGAUCGUGCGUGCGCAGGGAUUCCGCAAGGUGAGCCCGGACAGGUGGGAGGAGUUCGCGCACGCCGACUUCCUCGCCGGCCAGCGCCACCUCCUCGCCAACAUCCGCCGCCGGCGCCGCGGCGGCGCCGCUGGAGGAUCGCCCAGGACGGCGAAGGCCAGCGCGGCAGGCGGCGGCGACCGGGAGAAGGAGGAGGAGCUCGAGAGGCUGUGGCGCGACCGCGAGGCGCUGGCGCGGGAGCUGGCGCGGCUGCGGCGCGAGCAGCAGGAGGCGCGCGCGCAGCUGCUGGACGUGGAGCACCGCGUGCGGGGCACGGAGCGCAGGCAGGCUGCCUUCCUCGCGCGCGCCGUCGGGGAGCCCGUGGAGACCGGCAGGAAGCAGCGGCGGCGGCGGCUCGGCGCCGACGACGCCGCGUCGACGCCGGACGUGGCGGAUGUGGUCGCGUUCGUGGAGCUGGCUCUCGCGGCGGGAGCCGAAGCCAAGGCGGCUCACGUCCCGGCCGCGACCGCGGCCCAGAGCACGGGCGCCGCCACCGUGGACAUGAUGAUGUGGAAUGGAUUGCUGGGGGAGGAGCCGGUGGCGAUCGACGCCAUGGUGGAGGAGCUCGCCGCUGCCGCCGUGGAGCCGUGGGAGGAGAUGGGCGAGGAGGAGGCUCUCGAGCUGGUGCGGCAGAUAGAUUGCUUGGCGUCACCGAGUUGCUAAUGAUAACGUAAGCCAUGUUGCUGCUGUCACUGUCAGUGUGGAAGUUGUACAAUGUAUAGGUGUGGAGCGCCAUGUUGAGGUCGAUGGAUUCAGCAGCCUUCGGGGGGCUUGCUGCGUAGAAGGUUCUGAGGAGAUUAGUAGAAGUGGCUGUUUCCGGUUCUUGGAAUUUAUUCUUGCGACGAAAGUUUCUUGGAGUCCUUCUCUUAU
Molecule: messenger RNA, 1456 nt
Organism: Panicum virgatum (switchgrass)
Lineage: Eukaryota; Viridiplantae; Streptophyta; Magnoliopsida; Poales; Poaceae
Product: putative heat stress transcription factor A-6a
Exons: 4
Coding region: 110-1249 (379 amino acids)
Biological process (GO): regulation of transcription by RNA polymerase II
Cellular component (GO): nucleus
Molecular function (GO): RNA polymerase II cis-regulatory region sequence-specific DNA binding; DNA-binding transcription factor activity
Source: RefSeq, a predicted model, not a curated record